AUGGCUCUGCUCAAUCCGACCUUCCUCUUCGGCGUCAUCGUCCUCCUCUACCUGUCCACCUUCAUCCUCUUCGCCGUCGUUCGAAUCCUCACCGGCGUAUCGAUACAGAGAAUCGGCUACUUUUCCCUGCGGAGACUCGCGUAUACCCCACGAGAUGGAUUCAAGAUUGAGGUUCGGGGCUUGGGGCUCAACGUCCACCGCCCAACCUUUGCCCAGCCCACGUGGCUGAGCGUCGUCAUCAGCGAGCUCACCGUUACGAUCGACAUUCGCGAACUCGAGGGGAAGAAGGGCGAGGACAGCUCGACCGAUUCCGACAGCAGCUCCGAUGCGGAGGAGGAGCCAGAGGCGCCGGCCGAACAGCAGCCAAAGGUGCCGCUGAUACGUCGAAAUGGCGGACCCCCGCCCCGGAGCGAGACCUGGAAGCACUUGAUGAAGGUCAAGGAGCGGAUGAAGAGGGCGCACCGCAAGCUCAACUGGCUGCGGAUGGUGGACGUCGUCGCCACAAACUCCACGAUCAAGGUCGUCGACGUAGGUGACGUCCAGUUCGGGAGCUUGACAGUCGCCGUCGACACGCGGCGCAAGAUGGUGGACCGCGCCCGCUUCUUCUUCCAGGCUCGCAACGACAAGAACAAGCAGAAACAGCGGCAGGCGGAGUGGAUCAUGACGCUGCGCAGCGUUCUGUUUACACCAGAAGGCAAGGAGUCUCUCGAAAUUCUCGACAAUGCGACGUUGAACAUACAUGGAUUUUUGUACGAAGCGCUGGACGGGCUGCGGGAUGCUGCGAUUGCCCUCAAGCUGGGCCGUGUUCAUAUACCGUACGAUGAUGUUCGCGUGUGCGCCGACCGCUUAAAGCAGUGCAAGUUGGCUGCGCGCUCGUCCACAUUGUCGGACGAGCCAGCCGACGUCUUCAUGGACAAGGUCAUACACGAGGUCGCGCAGCCUGGCAGUACCAACCAGGACCUGAUCCAGACCGUUUCUGAUUCAAAGGAGUUCGUCAGCUCAAUCUUGAGGGGCGUGAAGGAGGUCCAGUUUGCUGUCAGCUUUAUUGGCAUGACCAAAAGGGUGGAGUCCGUCAAGCCUAGUGCCAAGCCUGUCAUGUUGAAUGCGUCGAUGAAGGAAGUUGGUAUAGACUUGCACCGUUUGGAUCCCAAGUCUCCGUCACACAGGAUGUAUUUUCCGUCCAAAGAUAUCGCCCACGAAGCUCUCGCUGCGGCGCUGUCCAUCUCUGUCGGUGUCGACGAUGGCGACGGAAAACCUGAGCGGUUGAUUUACAUCCCCAUGGCGACAACGACUGUCAAGACGACGCUGCCGUCCAAGACUGUCGAGAUGGCGCAGGAUGUUGGAGCCGAGGAGAGAAAUGCAAACAUACUGUUCGCUAAUUCCGUAGUUACGUCCCCCUCGGUGGACCUCGACCCUCGCCAUUUGCCGCUCCUCGUCGCCAUGCUGAAGCCGAGGUCCUCCAAGAGGUCACGAUCUAGCCGUCAACCGCGGCAUGUGCUCAUAUCACGACUACUGCCCAAGGCUAAUAUCAAGUUUACUAUGCACGAGCCCGUCCUUCGAGUCGCCUUACCCGCAGUCGACCAGCACGCGGCUCCUGACGACUUUGACCUCAUCAUAUCCUCGAUUUCAUCAAUUUCACUCGACAUGGAAUCGUUCCAUUCCACGGUGGAGGACCUGCAUUAUUCGCUCGCUUCAACCAUGAGAAUCCAGUCACACGAACUUUACUAUCAGACGUCAUCGAGUAACCGAUUCGACUUGAUACAGACCGAGUCUUUUGAGCUCAAGGUGCAACUCAGUGCUACUCCAGACGUUCAUGUCGUUGCCUCGGGCAAUCUGCAGACCUUCUCGAUCAAGAUGGUGCGCCCCGAGAUUACCGACGGUCUCAGACAGAUCGUGCGACAGCUGAGGUUGAACGUUGAGCCAGAAAAGCGUUCAAACUCACACACAUCCACCAAGCGGCAGAACUUCCUUCGCGCAAUGCCAUCUUGGUUAUUACAGUUUCAGCUCCAAGCAUCGGAUUUCAGCAUCGAGAUCGCGGGCAUCGAUGAAGACAUCUCGGACGAUACUCGCGGCGUGUCACUGCAACUCGACGAAUUCUCCGCCGAGUAUCGCGCGCAAAGACUCGAGGGGCUUCAACGAAGGCCAUCGAGGCGCAGGGCUAAUAGCCGUACAGUUGCCCCAGACUCAGACCUACUCAAAAGCCCAAUCUCACCUCCUCCAAGGAAGAAGCAGCAGCAGAAUCAUGGUGACGGACGGAGGGUCACGUUUCACGUCCGCGGCCUCGAGGCUUACAUUGUUGAAUCCGAGGACAGGGUCGAGCUGGAGCCGUUUGUCAAUAUGCCGCGGUUCGAGGUUGCCUUCCAAGCUAUGAGUGACCAGCAAGGUCCAAUUUUCCACAUUCAUGCCGGUAUACGGACUGUGCUCCUGCAGUACUCCCUCUUCCGUCACUACUCCGUUGGCGUUGCCAUCAUGAUUCUACGGAAAGCCUUCAUGAGGUCAGGUCAAGAUGUUGGUUCACCGCCAAUGUCACCGACAACGCCGCGGAGAGACGGCAACACCGAUUUCCUGGCCCCUCCAAUGUCGCCAGGGUCUCCCUUUAUCGACAUGAGCGACUACUCCACCUUGACGCCUGAGCUUGUGGCCGUCGACCUCAAAGCGGCCCUCGUGCAAAUCAAGGCCGAACUGCCCAAUGAUCCGCAGUUGAUGGUACAGGUCUAUGGUGUCGAGGCUGGCCGGCAUAGGUGGUCUUCGCCGUAUCUUGCGUCCAAGCUCGUUCGAGUCUACGUCCAACCGCCUAGAAUGCGAGGCACUUGGGCCAGAAUGAUCAGCAUCAAGGGAGGCCGCGUCGACUAUCGCAAAUCCCGGCGCAAGCUGACCAACGGUGAAUUCCAAGAAGACAAAAUGAUUGACGUCAACUCCGACGCUAUCCGAUUCGCUGUACCCCAUGAGGUCCAGGUCAAUAAGAUUUCCGACAAUAUCAUCAAUACACUUAAAUCGAUCAAGCAGCUUCAUCACCGUUUCAAGACGGAGACGAACGAAUACAUUCUCGACAAGGUUCCUGACGGGCCAAAGAACGUCCCAAAGGUCUCUGUGCGGACACGCUCACUGCUCUUUGAGAUGGAAGAUGGCGCUUUUGAGUGGAAGCUGGGAAUGAUAUACCGCGCAGGUAGAGUUGAGCAGAUGCAGAGACUUGCUCGUGAAGAUGCUUUCGAAGUCAAGAGUAAAAAGGUCCGCGAGGAAGAAUCGAGGAAGGAAUCGGGCAAGCUGCGUGCUCGCUCGCUUUUCAACAGGGGACGACAGCAAAACGGUGCUUCAUGGGCCAGGAGCCAAAGCGCAGAUGGCCGACGACCCAGUAGCAGGGACGAACGCUCACGGGGCAGAGCACCACGAUACGACCCCGACGGCGGAGGCGUCGGCCUUACUGGAUCCUCCAAGGUCGCUGAACAGGAAGCGCGGGCAAGAUUGGAUGCUUACAACGCACAGAGUUGGAAGAAACGGAUUGAUAGGUUCUACGUCAUGGCCAAGAACGGCAUGAAGGAGAUUCGAGGUCUAUUCUGGGGCCCUGAUCAGCUUCCUGACGAUCUAGAGGAUACGGAGAACAUACUCGAAGUGCCACAACGGCCCGCACUCGCAUCUGCUCUCAUCACCGAUCUCCAAUUCGUUAUUGACAAACCUACAUUUGCAAUGAAGGAUCUGCCGGACUUUAUCAACUCCGUCGGAAAGGGGAUGCCCAAGGAUAUGAAGUACGGAUUGCUCGUCCCGAUGCAUGUCUCGCUCGAUGUUAGUGAGGCGAGGAUAUCACUGCGCGACUAUCCGCUCCCCUUGAUUCAUAUCCCCAGCUUGAAGGCGGGUCAGUCAACGAGGCUCCCAGCUAUGUCACUCAAGACCAACUUUGUCAUCGCGGAAGAAUUCCGAGGCAUGGAGUCCACCAGGCGGAUCAAAGUCAACAUUGUUCCUCCUCGAACCCACGAGCCCGGCGGUAGCAACGAGGGUGGCUUCGCGAUCGACGUCCGGCGGACCAUUGGACCAGUCAAGUCAUACUCGGAUAUGCGAAUCGAAAUCAACACAGCUCUACCGACAAGAAUCACUUGGGGCCCAGCCUACCAGCCAGCUAUCCAAGACAUGAUGAUGGGUAUCGAAUCCUUCACCAAGCCCCAGAUUGACCUGUCUGAGAGAGUCGGUUUUUGGGAUAAGAUUCGUCUCAACUUCCACUCCAGAAUACACAUAGCGUGGAGGGGCGACGGCGACAUGCACCUGGCGCUCAAGGGUACACGUGACCCGUACUGUGUGACAGGCGACGGCGCUGGUUUCUUGAUGUGCUGGCGCAACGAAGUGAAGUGGAAUAUCAAUGCCGACGACGAUCCGAAGCGAUUCAUGACCGUUGACUCUGGGGAGUACGUUCUUGCGAUACCCGACUACAGCCAUCAGGUCCGAGAAGCUGCGAGACGCACCGGAGAAGACGACAGUCUGAUGAGCGAAGACAGCUACAAGUCCGGGGCAUCCUUCAAAAAGGUGGUGAUGAAGCUCUCCGGCAAGGUACAGUGGAUGGCCGGCAUCGUCUUUGAACGCGCAAUUCAGGACGGAAAACGCAGCUUCGAAUUCCGACCACACUACGAUAUCAUGCUGCGGGCUCCUCAUCAUGUUAAACCAGAGGACCAGCCAUACGAUGCGUUCCGCGGAUUCCGAAGCCAACAUAUCCACUUGUCGAUUGCUGUUCGAGCACCAGUCGACCGUGACUGGAUGGCGAACAACGUCGAACCAUCUAGGAGCUACAACACGGUCCAUUGUACGCCUCGCUUUUUCACUCACUUCUUCGCCUGGUGGUCCCUUUUCGGCGGUGCUAUGGCUUUGCCCGUCCGUCAAGGUCCACUCUGGCCGGGCAGGGAGAGGAAUAGCAAAAAGUUCGGCAAACAUCUCUCUACGAUCAAGUACAGUCUCCUACUGGCACCGCUAUUCCUCAGUCACAUCUACAAGCAUAAGGAUGUUGAAGAUGCUUCGGACAGUGGAGUUUCAGCAACGGGUCUCAAGGUUAGAUUCGACAGCUUCAUGCUAGAUCUACACCAGAGACGGGAGGAGUUCAACACCCGAGACGGCGGUCGCAAGACCAAGGGAAAGACGAGCGGUAUCAAGCUUCAUGCAGCCCAGCUUGACCUGGCGGCGGCCGAUGUUCGUGCUGUUUCGGCCAGCAUACGGGGAACAACAACAGAAGCCAUCAAGAAGGGAACGAUGGCUGACUUAAUUAUAAAUCAACGCGAGGACAGCGCAGACCUGUCACGCUUCACCAUUCCCGACAACGACUUGAGUUGGAUCGACAUGGACGAUUUCGUAGAGUUGGAUUGGAUUCUGCCCACGGAGCCGAACCCCGAUACCAAGAUUCUUCCACUCGCUUUCGCGCCGCGUUUGACAUACUUCCGACAAACUGACAUUGGCGGCGUGAUUGCAGGUGAUCCGGACCGCAAAAGUCCGUUUGGCGACGAGCCGACUCAUUUCUGUAUCAUGAGCCACGAUGACGAACCCAAAAGAGUACAAGCACAGCUUAUUCAAGAGCGUUUGGUACAAUUGGAUGCUCAAAUCGAGAACUACGGCCGCAGCCUUGGGGAAGCCGAACUCAAAGUUGUGCGCGACGACGGCAAGGACCCGAAACUGGUUACGGCGUUUGAGAGUCUCCAGCAGCAGGGCGGCAUCUUGCAAAAGAAGAAAGCUUACCUCCAGAACAUGCUUCGUCAAAUGAACAGCAAAUCGCCGAUAAACGGCAGCAAUCCCUUCAGGAGAGAAAGCGAAAGCAGCAUAUCCGAAGAAUCGGUUGGGCUGGAUAAGGACGACUCUCUCACUAUACCCUCGGGCGCCGAAUUUGAGAGUGAUUUCAACAACCGAUUCGUGAUUCAUAACCUUCACUUCAAAUGGAACAACACUCUCCGAAAUGUUGUGCUUCGUUACAUCCACCAGGUUAGCCAGCGUAGAGGUUUCGUCUACUACUUGUCUCGCCCUGCAGUAAAGUUCAUCCUAGACAUUGUGGAAGAGCAGUACAAAGCAAAGCAAAACCCGAAGCCUGCGAGCAAGAAUAGGACACCCACUGGAGGUGCUACAGCCGGUGCUUCUCCCGACCUCGAUGCUGCAGAGCGCGAGUUCAAACAGGACAUUGAAGAUCGCAUUAAGAACAUUCUAAAGGACGGCAAGAAAUACGUCAACGCUGAUGGAAACGGUGGCGAAGAAGUGCCCAAUGUGCCCAUCGACGACCUGUCAAGCGGUAUCUCAGACGAGUUCACGCCGCAGAACAGCUAUCAUGUUCGACUCAUUGCCCCACAAAUCCAAUUGCAAAGCGACAAGAAUAAAAAGAAUGUUGUCAUUCUCACAUCGAAGGGCAUGGAAUUGAAGGUUGUCGAGGUCAUGGACAAGAAGAGACUUGCCGACGUCGUCAGCGGUCUCGUACAGAGAAGAUUCCUCGUGAACAUGGACAGCACCCAAUUCUUCGUCACUCACCAGUCAUACUUCUCCGAAAUUGUCACGACAUACGCCGGCAGUCGAUACGGUACCCCUGCAACGUCAUCAUGGCCUCCGUGGGUUCCCAUGGAAGUCAUGUUUGACUUUGAGACAGAUCCUUUCGGCUUUAACAGAGUGGUGCAAAAGACGUCCGCUAUGCUCCGCUACGAGAAGUACAAUACUUUACGUCUCAAGUAUAAUGACGAGGUCAAUACCGAGGGCGCUGGUGAUUCUUCCCAACCCAGCAAUGAAAGGAAGAUGGACAAUCUUUGGGUGGAGUUCCCGCAGGCCAGAGCACUAUGCAACUCGGGCGACUACUACGCGAUGUACGUCAUUGUACUGGACCUCCUUAUGUACAAUGAGCCUCUCGAGAAGACACGAACAGAGCGCCUGGAGAAGAUCAUGCUGGCCUCGGACUUUAGCGACCUCAGUGGUACGCCUGAGAUGGUCGAGAGGCUACAAGAGCGCAUUCGACAGCUUCAGGACAUCAAGUCCCACUUCCAAACCUACUCCAAGUACAUGGAUCAGCGUGGCUGGGAGGACAGACUCGUUCUCGAACGAGACCUGGUCGCAUGCGAGGACGAGUUGUUCUUCAUGAUGAAGGCCAUAACGUCUUCACAGCGGAGGUACGAAACGAACUCGGAAAGCAAUGCUCUUCUGAGAUGGAGCAUCACAGCACGAGACACGGUGUGGCAUAUGCUUCGAGACAACAAGGAACCACUGGUCGAGCUGCAGCUCAAGGACGUGGAGUAUGAUCGCACUGACAACGCGGACGGGUCGCACAUCAACUUGAUCAGGGUCGGAAAGGUCUUUGGACUGAACCUUCUCCCCGAUGCCAUGUACCCGGAGAUCAUUGCGCCCUAUGCCGAAGGCGACAAGGGUGACUUGGGCAAUCAAGAGAUGAUUCGAGUAUAUUGGCACAUGCUUGAAGCCAUAGCCGGCAUCCCUGUCAUGGAUCACUUCGAGGUCAACUUGUUCCCCAUGAAGAUUCAACUGGAGCGCGAGAUUGGAAAGAGGGUCUUUGAGUACAUCUUCCCGGGUAUCGACGGUGACAACAAGAACAAGAACGACUCUCCCUUUAUGCUCAAACACCAGCCUGCCGAGGACGACGAGGAAGACGACGACUCAAUGUCUGGCUCUGGUCGUCUGACGGCUAGCGAUAAGGAUGGAUUCAGCACACGGCCGGGUUCGCUGGAACUGCGCCUGCACCCAACCCUGAACUCUGACUCUCCGACGAAGUCAAUAAGCAGCAAAAAGUCUCUCACGGUCAACACGGGCGAGGGUCAGGGCCACACGUUCCGUCUCUUCCGGUCGGUCGGUACUGGCAAGGUUCCAACCAAAAAGCCUUCUUACGAGUCACUCAGGUCAACAAAGGAACCUCGUCCCGGAAUCGGCCGUUCGUCAACCGGCUUCUCCUCGAAGGAAAGCUCGGCUCCCGGCGAUAAAAAGUCGCGCUUUGGCCGGCGCAAGGAGUCAAAGACGGAAGACGGGAAGGCGUCUGACGACCUUACCAAGAUGAUGUCGCGCGCCAGCAACUACAUGACCUUUGCGCACAUCAAGAUGCCCUCGGUGGUGCUCUGCCUCAGCUACAAGGGCAAGGACAACCGCAACGUCGAGGACGUGCACGACUUUGUAUUCCGCAUGCCGGCGGUCGAAUGGCGCAACAAGACAUGGUCCAACCUAGACCUGGCCCUUGCUCUGAAGAAGGCCGUCAUCAAGGCCCUCAUCUCGCACACGGGCGCCAUCAUUGGUAACAAGUUUAAGCACCGCCCGAGUAAUCCACAAGCCAGCAAGCUCCGCGAACUAGCCAGCGGGUCGUCGCUCAUCGCGCCCACGCCUUCGUCGUCGUCCCAGCAUGACGCCGAGAGCAUUAACAACAGCGACGACUCGUCGAGCUUGUACGGCAACUCGCCGGUAGACUACUCCCGCUCACCACCGCGCUCGCAUCACGGCAGCUCGGCCAGCAGCAUUCCCAUUCCGCGUCCCACCAGUCGGAGUUCCAGCGUCGCGAGCGGCCUCUCCCGUCGCACGGGCGAGUCGAGCUACCAGCCACAGCAGCCCGUCGUCCCCAGCUUCCUCAUGAUGACGCCGCCAACGCCACUCGACAGCCGGACGCCGACGCAGGGGCUGGGCUUUGAGCUGCUGCGACCUUCCAGUCGAAGUAGCUUGGCACCAUUCGAUCAGGCUGGUGGCGGGACGAUUCGAUCGCUUUCACGGUCUGGGACGGGCGCGGAGUCUGGGGAGCCGAGGAGGUCGGCGGGGAGCGGGUUCCUGAGGGAUAAACUGAAUGCGCUGACGCAUCGGAAGCGUGAUGGGUCGCAGAGGGAGGGGAGUCCACGGGAGGAGACGCCGGAGCGAGAGGAGGAUCCGAGUGCUGCCGCGGCAAUAGCGGCGGCGGCAGCAGCGGCGGCGGCGGCGGUGGUGCCGGAGAGUCCCAAGGGUACGAAGCGGUUUCCUGGCCUGAGCCGGGUAAAGACGGGGUCAUAG
Molecule: messenger RNA, 8967 nt
Organism: Colletotrichum orchidophilum
Lineage: Eukaryota; Fungi; Ascomycota; Sordariomycetes; Glomerellales; Glomerellaceae
Exons: 1
Coding region: 1-8967 (2988 amino acids)
Source: RefSeq, a predicted model, not a curated record